Cynara cardunculus var. scolymus (artichoke) is the source of this 1280-nucleotide messenger RNA. RefSeq names its product NAC domain-containing protein 100-like. Gene Ontology annotation, molecular function: DNA binding. The transcript has 3 exons. The record is from RefSeq and is a predicted model, not a curated record. NCBI's taxonomy places the organism in Eukaryota, Viridiplantae, Streptophyta, Magnoliopsida, Asterales, Asteraceae. Gene Ontology annotation, biological process: regulation of DNA-templated transcription. The coding region runs from base 36 to 1106 and encodes 356 amino acids.
CAACUUCCAUACACCUAUACAUCAGUUUCAAGAGGAUGAUGAAGGAUUUCCCAGAUGAACAGAUGAAUUUGCCUCCUGGAUUCAGGUUUCAUCCCACCGAUGAAGAACUCAUCACUCAUUAUUUGAUCCACAAAGUUCUUGAUGAUACCUUCUCCGCAAAAGCAAUUGGAGAAGUGGAUAUGAACAGGAUUGAGCCAUGGGAAUUGCCCAGGUUGGCCAAAAUGGGCGAAAAAGAGUGGUAUUUUUUCUGUGUUAGGGAUAAGAAGUAUCCCACCGGAUUACGAACCAACAGAGCAACCGAUGCCGGAUAUUGGAAAGCCACCGGAAAAGAUAAGGAGAUUAUCCGGGGGAAAUCGCUGGUCGGGAUGAAGAAAACUUUGGUUUUUUAUAAAGGGAGAGCUCCAAAGGGGGAAAAAACAAAUUGGGUAAUUCAUGAAUAUAGAUUAGAGGGUAAACCAUCAAUCCAAACCCCACCAAAAACAGCCAAGAAUGAAUGGGUGAUCUGCCGGGUGUUUCACAAGAAUUCCGGCGAGAAAAAGGUGAAUGGUUCAGGGAUGAUGCUGGCGAAUUCAGGUGGAAAUGAACUUGUUCCGGCACCUAUGCCGCCAUUAAUGGACUCUUCGGCACCGUUUGCUGGUGGCAGGGCCACGGUGAUCAAAUCCGAUUCCGUCAACGUGCCCUGCUUCUCCAAUCCGAUCACCAUUCAGACACCACAUAACAACUUUCUCAACAAUCCUAGCUACCCUUUUGAUCCCAGUUCCGAUGGUAAUAAUUACUGUUUUCCGGCGACUCAAUCAUCUCUUCCGGCCAUGCAAGAUAAUCCCGAAUCUCAAUUCCAAUUCCAGUUCCAAUUCGGCAGCGGUUACACAUUUCCAGGUCAAGAUCAAACAAUCUUGAAGGGUUUAAUCGAAGAUCAUCAUGGGUUCGAAAUGGAUGGAGAGAUGGUUACAGGUUCUCAAGAAACAGGGCUGAGUAGUGAGAUGAACACCGAGAACUCAUCCGUGAUGUCGAAUCUUGAAAUUGGAAAAGUGGGAUUUCAAGAUCAAGAAGCUCCAUCAACUUCUGUCGCACCCAUUGACGAUAUGGAUUGCAUCUGGAAUUACUGAAAUGUUAAAUCAAUAAAAUCAAGAAGAUGAUUAUAUGAAGCUAUGAAGAUGAUGAAUAGAAGAAGAAAAGAACGAGUUGAUUUCUUGAAAAUGAAUUGUGUGUUAAAAAUGCAGAGAAUUUUUCUGAUGCUUGAGACAAAUAUUUUCAGGUGAUGAAGAAACACUAGUAUAAUA